Messenger RNA from Cladophialophora yegresii CBS 114405, 1839 nucleotides. RefSeq lists its product as uncharacterized. The transcript has 3 exons. Lineage: Eukaryota; Fungi; Ascomycota; Eurotiomycetes; Chaetothyriales; Herpotrichiellaceae. The record is from RefSeq and is a predicted model, not a curated record. The coding region runs from base 1 to 1839 and encodes 612 amino acids.
AUGGUGCUCAGGGCGACCUACCCGGACGCCGGCUCGGGAUGGCAGCCUCACCGGGCCACGAUCACUCGGCUCUACCGAGAUGAAGGCCGCCCACUGAAGGAGGUCAUGGUGAUCAUGGCAGAAGAGCGUGGCUUCAAAGCAACUACAAAAAUGUACAAGUCCCGCAUCGCGCGAUGGGGCCUUGACAAGAAGAACAAACGCCACGAAGUCAAGGAGAUCCUCUGGCGGCGUGCCAGUAGGUGGUCGCUUGGUAAGGAGUCCGAGUUUAUCCUCAGAGGGCAGAUUGUCGACAUGGCCGAUGUCGAGCGCUACGCCGGACGUGCAGGGUUGGCUUUGUACCCGGACCAUUGUUCGCCCACUGAGCCAGGAGUUUCACCGCUCUCCUUGGGUUCCCCUGCCUCGUUACGGAACAUCGAACAUUUUCUUCACUCUUUCAAUGUCUUCGUGCGCGAUUCGCUGCAUUCAGGAUUGUGGAAGCUCGGCAAAGAUGUCAUGGGUUUCGCAUGCAUAGUUGGCGUGGAAUUUCCAAUCAGUCCCCGAGAUCGCUUCUUCCUGUCUAUCGAGAGGGGUGUCAGGAGGUACAAAGUGGGAGAUCUAUCGCAGGCUUAUCGACAGUGGCGCUCAGCAGGUCGUGAACUGCAAUUCGUCGUCGAGUCGCGAAGACCGUCCCAGCUACUUUGUCUGGUCGAGCUUUUGGCGUACCUGGCGGAAUGCAAGGGCGAAGUCGCCAACCAGCUGCUACAGUACCUCGGCGUUCUGGUCAACAAGCAUGUCAAUCACGAUGCUCGCAUGGCCGUGCUUCAGAGUCUGAGCCGCCUCCAGGCUGAAGACCUAGCCGGAUUGACCCAGGUAUCGCACGAUUGCUCUCGCAACGCCUUCUCCGGCCACUUCUACCGGAAGUCUUUCUUUCUCCUGGACUCCGAGACCAUCUUGAUGGACUCAAAUAAUGACCUGGACGAGUGCAGCCCGCAGCUGAGUGGCCUCCUUUUGGGAUGGGAGACGUACGAUGUUGGGGCACUCCGUGCGGCAAGAAGUGUGAUGGAGAUCCUCAUGGCAGCCGAGCGAUACGAGGAAGCCGAACAAAUCACACUGAUUCAUGUCCAACGAAUGCACGAAAUGCAGUACGACGGGGUGUUGGGAGGUGCUUUUUCUCACGCCUACAGCUACCUGACUCACCUGUACCUCAUGAGCCAGGACUACGAAAAGGCCUUCUAUUAUACGCUCUUGAAAGUCGAGAACUACUUCAAGAUGCUGGAAUAUCGGGCAGAUCUCCCUGAAGAUUUUAUCUUGUUGUCAUUUGACCUGCUGUCGUCACUGGCGAAAGCACUGGGAAUGGACGAAGAAGCAGAGAAAUGGCGGCGGAAACACACGAACCUCAAAGCUCAUACCGAUGCAUUGGCGGAAAUGGAGCUCUCGUGCCUGAAAUCCCAGGCUCAAGCAAGCCUCAGCAUCAACGUCCAGAUGCAGCAAAGCGAGUCUUCGCCUUCUGCCUCGCCAGAAGUCCUGUCCGCAACCUCGGUCGAAGACUCCUGCCGCAACUCAGCCCUACCAGUCCGGCCACACCCCGACCUGCUCCUUUCCUAUUUACAGAAACGGCCCAAAUGGUGCGGUCCUCCACCUUGCGACGCUGUCAACAACGAGAAUGGUUUCUUGCCUUCACACACAGACAGUACGCCCCCUGAUGUGGAUUGGCGAAGAUGGCGAUCCCCUCCGCCUUCCGGGGAAGGUGGUGGAGGAGCUGAAGCGAACCGCGAACCGUUCAGCCAUGUACGCAAACACAUUCCUUGUUCCUCGGACCGUAAUCUGGCAAGAGGGCACGAACACACCUGCAGUCUCUGA